UGCAAAACUAAUAUAAAAAGAAAAAACCCUAAUUUAUUGGACCAAAAAAAAAGGAAAUCACGAAGAGAUUGUUUCUUAUAAAUAUAGGUCUUAGGGAAAGACAGAUCAAAUAUCUUUUUUCUCGCGUGUUCUUGUGUUCUGAAGCUAUGGCAGCACGCAACGCCGACUUAAGCCUUCCGAUGAGACUUCAAUGCAACAAUUGUGAUAAUAUCAUGAGUAAGGGCACUAAAUUCACUAGCCGUGUAGAAGACGUCAUUGGCGAGACGUACCUUGGGAUUAAAAUCUUUAGGUUUCAGAUCCAGUGCACCAACGGCUCUCAUGAGAUGAAGUUUAGGACCGAUCCAAAGAACGCUGAUUUUAUAAUCGAAUCAGGUGCAACUCGCCUUCUAUUGCCGGAUUAGCUAGGGUUUGUUGGACCAAAUCUAGGAUUAUGUUAAUUUGAUUCUGCUGGAUAUUGUCUACGUAUUUUUUUAC
Molecule: messenger RNA, 474 nt
Organism: Arabidopsis thaliana (thale cress)
Lineage: Eukaryota; Viridiplantae; Streptophyta; Magnoliopsida; Brassicales; Brassicaceae
Product: coiled-coil protein (DUF572)
Exons: 1
Coding region: 147-401 (84 amino acids)
Biological process (GO): mRNA splicing, via spliceosome
Source: RefSeq, marked reviewed